Morus notabilis is the source of this 1745-nucleotide messenger RNA. RefSeq names its product phosphoribosylamine--glycine ligase. The transcript has 5 exons. NCBI's taxonomy places the organism in Eukaryota, Viridiplantae, Streptophyta, Magnoliopsida, Rosales, Moraceae. The record is from RefSeq and is a predicted model, not a curated record. Gene Ontology annotation, molecular function: metal ion binding; phosphoribosylamine-glycine ligase activity; ATP binding. The coding region runs from base 146 to 1699 and encodes 517 amino acids. Gene Ontology annotation, biological process: purine nucleobase biosynthetic process.
UAUUGUUUUCGAAGGAGCAUUUGAAGAACGACAACCCCUUUUUGUUUUGACGCAUACCAACCAGAGCUUCAUAACUAAGAUCUUAAGCAAACUCAGAGCUUCCAUUUCUGAAAAUCGGAGGACCCUUUUAAGGUGUGCAGAUAAAAUGGCAUGUGCCACCUUCAGUCUCAAUGGCAUCGCCAAUCUUAGACUCCACCACACCAACAUUGCUCAUCACACUCUUUUGAGCUGCUCCAAAUCGCGCCUCUUUCAACCCCCACUCCGCUCCAUAUCCGCCCUCCGGUUUCAGUCUCCUCCCAAUUCUUACCAUCUCAACGGCUCAAGAUUAAUCCCCAACUUCAAUUGCUUUGCCAAAAAAUCGGAGUCGUCAGAUUCCGGAGAAAGAGUGGUGGUUCUGGUGAUCGGUGGAGGGGGGAGAGAGCACGCACUCUGCCAUGCGCUAAAGCGGUCCCCCUCUUGUGACGCCGUUUUCUGUGCGCCUGGAAAUGCUGGCAUUUCUGACUCUGGCGACGCCACAUGUAUUUCUGAUCUCGAUAUCUCCAAUAGCUCAGCUGUCGUCUCAUUCUGCCACAAGUGGAAUGUGGGACUCGUCGUAGUAGGACCGGAGGCCCCUCUGGUCUCGGGCCUUGUGAAUGACUUGAGUGAGGCUGGAAUCCCUGCUUUUGGACCCACAUCGGAGGCUGCUGCUUUGGAGGGCUCGAAGAAUUUCAUGAAGAGUAUCUGUGAUAAGUACAGAAUUCCCACUGCUAAGUAUCGAACAUUCACAGACUCGGCUGCUGCAAAGCAGUAUAUACAAGAACAAGGGGCGCCAAUAGUUAUUAAAGCAGAUGGUCUGGCUGCAGGAAAAGGAGUUAUUGUGGCUACGACCUUGGAGGAGGCAUACAAAGCCGUUGAUACAAUGCUUGUCGAAAGGGUUUUUGGUUCAGCAGGUUGCCGUGUGAUUGUUGAGGAAUAUUUGGAAGGAGAAGAGGCGUCCUUUUUCGCAUUAGUGGAUGGGGAGAAUGCUAUUCCUUUGGAAUCUGCUCAGGAUCACAAACGAGUCGGGGAUGACGAUACGGGGCCUAAUACUGGUGGCAUGGGAGCGUACUCCCCAGCACCCGUCUUGACAAAAGAGCUUCAAGAUUUGGUGAUGAAGUCCAUAAUUCUCCCAACAGUGAAAGGAAUGUCAGCUGAGGGCUGCAAGUUUGUUGGGGUUCUGUAUGCUGGUCUCAUGAUUGAGAAGAAGUCUGGCUUACCGAAACUAAUUGAAUACAAUGUCCGAUUUGGAGAUCCUGAGUGUCAGGUGUUGAUGGUUCGGUUGGAGUCUGAUCUAGCACAAGUUUUGCUUGCAGCUUGUAGAGGAGAGCUAAGUGAGGUGUCCCUAAGCUGGUCUCCGGGGUCAGCCAUGGUGGUGGUAAUGGCAAGCAAAGGGUACCCGGGUUCCUACGAGAAGGGAACCGUCAUUCGGAAUCUUGAGGAAGCUGAGCACGUUGCUCCUUCUGUCAAGGUAUUUCAUGCCGGGACUGCCCUAGACUCGGAGGGCAACUUUGUAGCAACCGGAGGGCGUGUUCUUGGGGUCACUGCCCAAGGGAAAGACCUUGAAGAGGCAAGGGACAGAGCAUACCAAGCUGUUGAACAAAUUAACUGGCCUGGUGGGUUUUACAGGCGAGAUAUUGGUUGGAGAGCACUUCCUCAGAAGGAAUUUGUGACAAAAGGGUAAAGAUUUUGUCAUAAUUUUUUUAAAAAAAAUUAAUAACUGUCAGUGA